Messenger RNA from Camelus dromedarius (Arabian camel), 1746 nucleotides. RefSeq names its product small regulatory polypeptide of amino acid response (gene SPAAR). Lineage: Eukaryota; Metazoa; Chordata; Mammalia; Artiodactyla; Camelidae. The transcript is spliced from 2 exons. Bases 574 to 801 code for a protein of 75 amino acids. The record is from RefSeq and is a predicted model, not a curated record.
GGGUGGGGUGGGGUGGCGUGAGUACAGACACCAAGGGGUCCAGCAGCUGUGCGGGUCCUGGGCCCUCACUCACAAUUGGAGGAAGGAAUUCAGGAAGUGUCACAGCCGCUUAGACAGCUCAGAGCCUCGUCCCAGGCAGGCCCAAGGCUGCAGCACCCAGGGAUGAACAUGCCAAGGCCUGACUCCUGGCCACGGCGUGAUAUACAGCUGAGCUGUCCCUCAGGGAGCCUGGGCUCCUCCGCGUCCAGAGUCUUGAGCUCACGUCUCUCAGGACAGCACUUCUUCCAGAGCUGCCAGCGGAGUUGCCCGCAGCUCUUGGAAGCCUGGCCUGAGGCUUAGAAAACGGUGACAGAGACUCUGAGGUCCGAUAGGGCCAUGGGGGGUGCCCAGCGAUCCAGCGGGGGCACGAGCCAAGGCCUCAGACCAGUGUCUUCUUAGAAGACCACAGGGAGAGCGGCCAGAGGAGCAAGGGUACUUGCCGUCACCAAGAGACUCCCACCCCACUUCGGAUGGGGAGCUAAGCCUCCAAGAUACACCCCAGGUUGCUCAGGGGGUCAGCUGCCACGUGGGGCCAUGGAAUCCGCAGUGAUCGGAGUGGUGGCCGUGCUAUUCGUGGUCACCGUGGCCAUCACCUGCGUCCUUUGUUGCUUCAGCUGUGACUCGAGGGCCCAGGAUCUUCAGGGGGGCCCGGGCCGCAGCUUUACAGUGGCCACGUUUCGCCAGGAGGCUUCUCUCUUCACGGGGCCAAGUUGCCACGCCCAGCCAGUGGCAGGUGCCCGGGACUUCUGGACCUUCAUGUGAGGCCUAACGGCCCCCAGAAUUUGCUCUGCUAGUGGGUCAGACUCACCUGCCCCCACAGCAAGCCUUCCCUUCCCUGGUGACCUACUCCUCCAAGCGUGGCAUUCCUGUCCUUCCCUGCCUUUGUCCAGCAAACUUCCCGUCCCAUCCCAUUCUGGCUUGCCCUGCCCUCCAGCCUGGGAGACGCACAGUGAUGAGACCAGGUGGGAGUCAGCUCUGACCCCUGAGAGCUCAGCUGGACUCUACCCACAGGAUGGAGCUAAGGAGAGGUCCGGAGAGUGAGUGACCCAGCAGUGUUGGGCAGCGUGGUGGGCCAGCUCUUCUGAUCUACAUGGUGAACUGAAAUAUCACUGGGCUUUAUCAUGAGCAGAGUGUUGGAGAACUCAAGUUAUCCCAGGAUGCCUGUGAAAGUGGUUCUAUUGCCACCAGAGGAAGCAGCUCCCUCAAGUGGACAGUUCUACAAACCGCUCCUUAUCUGUUCCCCCAGUGAGCUACUUUGCCACUUGCACCAACGAGCACAUCCUAGGGAGCCCAGCCCUGAGAUCUGCCCCCCUACCUGGUACCUGAAAUCAGCCCUGAAAUUCUGAAGCCAGAGGGCUGCGUCCUGGGAACUGGUGAUUUAUUUUAUAAUUGAAAAUGCAUAUCCUUUUAUGGACCUCCUGAGAACCAGAGUUGGGAAACCACAAAAGGAAACCAAAGAGGAAAAAAAGUCACAGAAUGUACGAGACGUUUUAUUAACAGGAAGGCCAGAAAGAAGAAUUUGAAACAUAUUUUGAACGAGACUUUGUUACUGUGUUCUUAUAGGUCACUUCUAUUCUUAGAGAAUGUGAGUGAUUUGCCUCACUCAGGAAUGAUAGAAAAAUCCUGAACUGAAAGCUAAUUCUGAAUAAGUUAAAACAUUAUGUUAAGUUGACAGCAUGUAACAAAACUCUUGUCUGCAGCACAAAU